This is a messenger RNA of Fusarium tjaetaba, 1899 nucleotides long. Its product is annotated as heterokaryon incompatibility protein. NCBI's taxonomy places the organism in Eukaryota, Fungi, Ascomycota, Sordariomycetes, Hypocreales, Nectriaceae. Bases 1 to 1899 code for a protein of 632 amino acids. The transcript has a single exon. The record is from RefSeq and is a predicted model, not a curated record.
AUGGCAUCGAAAAUUCCGAGUCUGGAGUCAUUGCUACUCGAUCCAGGCUUGACGCCAUUGUACAAGCCCCUUGCAGCCAGAGAGAUCCGACUCCUCGUGAUCCAACCAGGCGUGUUUCGUGAGCAACUCAGGUGCCUCUUGAAGACAGUCUCACUCGAUCACGAGCUCCCCCGCUUCGAAGCGCUGUCAUACCGCUGGAAUGAACUUCGGGAUACCGUCAUAGUCGAUGAUCACACCGUCUCUGUUCCGUCAGAUCUGGCUUGGUUCCUUCGCCGAUUAAGACGCAAGGCAACUCCGCGCACAGUCUGGGCAGAUUCUAUCUGCAUCAACCAAAGCGACAACCAAGAGAAAGGACAUCAAGUCAGCAUGAUGCGCGAGAUAUAUCGACGUACCGCCGAAGCUCAAGUCUAUAUCUGCGAGGGCCCAGGCUCAAGUCGGCAACAGGAAGAAGACGAGACCCAAGAUGACGAGUAUCGACCGUACCACUGGUAUGGCGACGAAAGAGACGUCCAUCUCUCUACACUACUUGCAAAGUAUGGUCACCAGCCGUUGAGCUACAUGAUGAUGGAAAUAGUGGCAAUCGGGUUGUUGGCAUGCAUCAACGACCACUUCUGCUCCCUGGACAGAGUCAUAACUGAUGUCAUUGGACUUUUUCAACAGUCACUACGCAUUUUCUCAUACAUGGUGGAGCAGCCAUGGUUCUCUAGGAUCUGGACAUUCCAAGAAGCGGUGCUUCCCAAUGCUGUAUCCGUGCAUUUUGGAGUUUGCGUCUUUCCACUGGAUAUGAUGCUGCGUGCAUCCCAAAAAAUGUUGUAUCUCGCAGGAACAAAAGGCCCUUCAUGCUGUUCGUCGAGUUGGGAGCGACUACCGCCUCUGGGUGCGGCGGCUACCGGCCACAUUGAGGGACAUUUAUGGGAUCUAAACUACCAUCGCGAAACGGCACAAAAGGAUAACAAAAGUAGGAUCACCAAGGGUAGUGAUUUGGUGCUUUUAUUGGACGCUACCAGGAACAGACGAUGCCAAGAACCUCGGGACCGAAUAUACGGACUGCUGGGUCUGGUAGACAAUUGGCGCUUCACCGAGCCAAUCGUGCCCGAUUAUUCGAUCAGUCUUGAAGAGCUGUACAUAACAGCGACAUGGAAAGCAAUGAUAGAAACACAGUCGACGCUGCUACUUGCUUACAACAAGCCAGGGAAGGGAUUGAACUUGCCAUCUUGGGUACCUGACUGGUCACGAACUUUAUCAGUGGCCGAGAAGGGGUCGAUCUCAUUGACACGGUCUUCGAUUAGUUACCCGGGGAGCCAAGCCUUUGAGCUUUUGUCAGGUAACAGACUGCGCCUCAACAUGGUAUUCCUUGGGAGUAUCCAAAAGGCUCUUGAUCUCUCCGACUUUGGUCUUGAGAAAACUACAGACGUUCCCCUAGCCUGCGAUGCUGUUGUUGGAGCAAUACGUGCCUGCCGGGGAAUGGUUGGCUUGCCUACCGACCAAGAGUCAACAGAAGAACCUUUCAGGUCUAGAGAUAAGUUUUUUAGAGACAAGAUUCUGACAGACUGCUAUUUUCAAGUGACAAGAGGACAUCAACAGUGGAAGAAGAAUGAACCCCCCAGUCUGGGCGAGCAGCCAACCGACACAUUCCAUGGAGGACACGCUCAAUCCUUCUUCACCCUGGCCGACGGUCGUUUCAGUCUGACCAAUUUCGAAUGUUCUACACAAGACGCGGUAUUCGCAACAGUUGGUGGUCUUUCUGUGUAUCUAGUCCUUCGGCCGUACAAAUCGACCCAGACGUGGCCCGACGUGGAAGAAUGGGAAUUGAGAGGUCCCUGCGAACUCCGCGACUUCACUGAAGACGUCAAGAAAGAGCCUCUCCAGGGAGAUGUAUACUCAAUCACGUUAGUGUAG